AUGUCUACUGAUAUUUCACUCCAAGACUACCUUGCUAUCCGCAAUGUUGCUUUUGAAUGGGCGGAAAGCUAUGAUACCAAAGACUGGGAUCGUCUGCAAAAAUGCCUUGCCUCCUCGAUCCGAUUGGACUUUCGAAGCCUUCAAGGGGCUUUGCAUGAAAAUCUGUCUCCGGAGGAGUACUCGGCUAUACUUAUUGGCAUGAUAGGGGACAAGCGAUUAAAGACUCAGCAUCUUCUAGGUGGAUCUCAAUGGGAGCGUUUGAGCGACGGCACAGUCAGAGUCGCGUAUCAAAUCCGGGUAGCCCAUCAACGAUACGUGGACGAGUCUCUACAGAAAGUGGCAAACAAAGGGCAUGGUCACGGAGUUACAACGCAUUGGUAUAGAAAGAUUGACGAAGCCUGGAAGUUAGAAGGUGUCGCACCUAGGCUUGAAUGGGACGAAUACGAUAUAUUUGGGACUCUUGCUCCACCUCAGGACGAGGCGAUUUACGAGGUCUAACAUAAUAUUGUUGUACCAAAAGGAUAUUGAUCAUCUGGAGAAUUGAAAACAAAUUUCGUGUUUACCUACCACUCAGUCCAUCCUAUUACAUCAUAAACUAGUCACAUGCAAGAAUACUUGGAGAUUUACUUCUCGGACUG
Molecule: messenger RNA, 638 nt
Organism: Trichoderma atroviride IMI 206040
Lineage: Eukaryota; Fungi; Ascomycota; Sordariomycetes; Hypocreales; Hypocreaceae
Biological process (GO): melanin metabolic process
Molecular function (GO): scytalone dehydratase activity
Source: RefSeq, a predicted model, not a curated record